AUGGCGCUCCUUUCUCUAGGCCUUGUUCCUACACUGGCCGUGCUGGGAGGAUUGUUGUGUCUUUAUGUUUUGCGUGUGAUAUAUCAGACAUACACAAGUCCAAUAGCUCGUCUGCCUGGGCCUGAGAUCACAAAAUGGACCAACUGGUAUACCCAGUACCAGCUCAUCAAAGGAAACCGACCACGCUACAUCCAGAAUCUGCAUGGCAUUUAUGGACCUGUCGUUCGCAUCGGUCCCAACGAGCUCGACUUUUCCGAUGUCAGCGCAGCACGAGAAAUCCACAAGGUUGGCGCAGGCUAUCUCAAAUCAAACUGGUAUCGCAAACUGGGCUAUCAAGGCUCUGAAACACUCUUCAGCACAACAAAUCCAAGAUUUCACGCUGAUCGUCGUCGCAUGCUGUCGGGUCCCAUCUCAGAGCAGAGUCUGCUGAAGAUGGAGCCCAUUAUCAACCAGCGUAUCUACAUGACCAUUGCGCGCAUCGAAGAGGAGAUCAACAACACGGGUGUCGCCGACAUCUUCAAGUGGUGGACUUUUAUGGCUACGGAUGUGAUUGGGGAGUUGUCCUUUGGUGAAUCCUUCCGUAUGUUGGAGCUUGGAAAGAAAACGCAAUAUAUUGUCGAUCUGCAAAACGUCUCCCGCUUGAUGGCUCUGCGAUCCAUCUUCCCAUUCAUCGAGAUUAUGUCCAAGGUCCUGCCUCUCCCUGUGUUCAGGAAAGCCACAGAAGCUGGUGCCCGUAUCCGCAACUACGCUGACCAGUCAAUCAAGCGAUACAAGGGAAUCAUUGCCCAGAACCCCGUCGACCCCAAGCCAACUCUCUUCACCAAGCUGUACAAUGGUGGCAAAGAUGGAAAGGAAGGAUUAACCGACCAGGAGAUUGUCCGCGAAGCUGUUGGCUACAUUGCUGCUGGAAGCGAUACUACUGCCGUGACUUUGACGUACCUCAUCUUCGGUGUCUGCAUGAAUCCAGAAGUUCAGAAGAAACUGGCCGCUGAAGUUGCUGAUCUUCCGGACAAUUUGGUCCACAAAGACGUGCAGGACUUGCCGUAUUUGAACGCUGUUCUGAACGAGACUCUCCGUCUCUAUCCUGCCACACCCUCUCCAUUGCCACGCGUCGUUCCUACUCAGGGCACUGAGCUGUCUGGUCAUACUAUUCCUGGCGGCACCGCUGUUUCCAGCCAGGCCUUUAGCUUGCAUCGAAACGAAUAUGCGUUUCCCAAUGCAGAGAAGUUUGAGCCUGAACGUUGGUUCAAUCCCACCCGUGAAAUGAAGGAUGCAUUCCUUCCUUUUGGAGGUGGUUCUCGCGUCUGCAUUGGCAUGCAUCUUGCCAAAAUCGAGAUCCGCAUGGGCGCCGCCCUCUUCUUUAAGAAGUUCCCCGAGGCUCACCUGUCGACUCGCGAAGGCAUGACCUUGGAGGAGAUGAACCCUUUGAUGUAUUUCAUGGCCACUCCUCGCGGAAUGCGCUGCUUGGUCGAAGGUCACUAG
Messenger RNA from Talaromyces atroroseus, 1482 nucleotides. RefSeq names its product P450 monooxygenase. The transcript has 6 exons. Gene Ontology annotation, molecular function: oxidoreductase activity, acting on paired donors, with incorporation or reduction of molecular oxygen; iron ion binding; monooxygenase activity. The record is from RefSeq and is a predicted model, not a curated record. Lineage: Eukaryota; Fungi; Ascomycota; Eurotiomycetes; Eurotiales; Trichocomaceae. The coding region runs from base 1 to 1482 and encodes 493 amino acids.